This is a messenger RNA of Penicillium malachiteum, 234 nucleotides long. RefSeq lists its product as uncharacterized. The record is from RefSeq and is a predicted model, not a curated record. The transcript has a single exon. The coding region runs from base 1 to 234 and encodes 77 amino acids. Lineage: Eukaryota; Fungi; Ascomycota; Eurotiomycetes; Eurotiales; Aspergillaceae.
AUGGGCAGGGGUCAUCUACAGAAUAAGAGUGGCAACAUUCCCGAGCAAAAGCAGGAAGCUGGAACAAACAUAGUGAAGGCACCUUCUAGGAAUGUUAUUCAGUUGCCUGGUAAGAGCACAGCCGACGGUCAAGCACGAAAAUUCAACAAUACUGGCCUCGGGUCCUUUGAAAAGGCUGCAGAUUUUGAGCCUUUGAGCCCCCCUUCCGAGGAGCAGAUGCAGUCCAAAGAUUAA